AUGAAAAGUAAGACAAUCUUAAAGAAAGAAAAGCAAUCCAAAAGACAAAGCCGAAAUAAAAAAGGGAAAAUUGGUGGAAAAUUAAAAACCGGAGAUAAUAGUUCAAGUAACGAAAGUGAUAUUUAUUUUUAUAAUGACCUCCAAAGAUGGAAAAAUAAUAUAAAAGUCCCAAUAUGGUUAAAAAAACCAAAGGAUAGAGAAUCAUUAAGUGAAUAUUAUAAAAAUAUAAUAAGAAAAUUAUUAAGAGUUAAAAAUAAAAUAAGAGCAUAUAAAAUACAAGAAGCAUAUUUAAUAGAUUGCUUACACAAAUCUAUGAAAUGCUUAAAAUUAAAUUCAUUGUCCAUGAAUUUUUUGGAUUAUGAAAUAUAUAAAAAUUUAAUUUACAAUUAUAACGCUGAAAAUUUAUACGAUAGUUUAAAUUAUUUUUAUGAACAUGAUAAUAAUAUUGAAGAUGGAAAAAAUGAAUAUGAAAAAUUGCGUAAAGAAAAUUUAAAUGAUUGCAAAAAAACUUUAAAGCCAGAUAUUAAGAAAAAUCUCGAUAAUGAGAUAAAUAACACAACUCCAAGUGUUCAAAUUGGUUGUCAAAAUAAUGAUAAUCCAAAUAAUUAUGAAGCAGAUAAAAAUGGGUCUAUUAAUAUCAAUCGGGAUUGUAGUAAUUAUAAAAUAGAUAUGCGCACUAAAUGCGUUAAAAAUAGCAAUAUGUGUGCAAAGAUUUGUAAUAGUAAAAAAGGUAUGCUUACUGUUCCCGAGAAUGAUUUAUUACAAAAUGAAGGAUGUAAAGAUAAAGCAAAUGCAGAGCAGCUUACCAAAACUGACCCAAAUGAGUCACUUAAUUUAAUCGAUUUGAUAAAUAGCCUAAAUAAUGAACUAUUAAAGAAACAGACAGAAAAGAAAUAUAAUGAUAAAAACGAUUUAAUGAAAAAGGCUUUCAAAAAAGUAAUAAUUCCAGGAUCUUUUUUUGAAAAUAAUAAUUUUUGUCCAAUAUUUAUGAAUUUGUUAAAACUGGAUAUAUAUAAUGCUUGUUCUAAAAAUGGUAUAAACAUAUCCCAAAAGUUGACAAGCCUUUUUGAAGCUAUUAACAAUUUUUAUGAAACUCCACCAGAAAUUGGUAUAGAAACAGAAAAACAAAUACAGAAAGAAAUAAUUCAUAAUGAUAUAAAUGGAAAUGACGAGAAAAUAAAAAUGAUGCCACAUAAUUCAAAAAUAACAACAGAAAUUGAAACAAAUGAAAAAAACAAAAAUAAUACUAUUAAUUCAUAUAAUAAGGAUUUAAAUUUUUUUAAAAAUCAAAGUUCGUUAUAUAAAUUAUCACAGUAUUGUAUUGAAAAUCAUGUUCUAGAAAAUGAAAUGGUCGAGGCAUUUGAUACGAUUUAUAUAUACAAUGAAAAAGAUGAUAUUAAUAAAUUUGGACAAAAAGAAAAUAGUAAUUAUAGAAAUAAUAAUAAUAACAAUAGUAAUAGUGAUAAUAAAAAUAUACUAAAUGAGAAGUUUUGCCCCAAUAGAAAUCUCGAAUUUACUUUAAAUAUUUCAAAAAAAAACAUAGAGGGACUACAAUAUAUUGAAAACAGAAAUUCAGUUUUAUUAAAUGAAGAAUAUAUCGAAUUAAAAAAUAAUACAAAACUUAUUAAUGAUGGUGAUAUAAUAAAGGAUGAUGGGAGUAAAGAAAAUAAACAACAAAUAUAUAACACAUAUGAAAAAUAUAAUAAUAAAUAUAUUAAUUUAAAUAUGCAAAUAAAAUGUCCAUCGAAAAAUAAAAAUGUUUAUAAUAAAUUACAAGAACAAAAUAUAAGUGAUAAAGAAGUAUAUGAAAUAUCAAGUUCCUUUGACGAAACUGAAAAAGUAACACUAAAGGAAAAUAAAAUGUGCAAUAUGAAUAAUGAAAAAAAAGAAAGCGAUAGAGUGGUAGAUAUGUGUGAUAAAUUUGGACAAAAUGAUAAUAUUAAUGAAUAUAAAGAUACACAAGAUAUUUUAAAAUGUGAAAAAAAAAAAAAUAUAUCUAUAUACAAUGAAAAUACGUUAAAAAUAGAAAAAAUUCAGGAUAAUGAAUAUGAUCAAAUACAUAUAAACAAAAGAAAACUAGAACAAACAUAUUUAUUUAAAGAACAAGAUAAUGAUAAUGAUGAUAAUAAUACAAAUAUACGAAUAAUGGAGGAAGAACAAAAUUAUAAAAAAAAAAAAAUCGAAAAUAAUAAUUUGAUAAAAUGUGAUAUACUAAAAAAUGAUUUUUUUAAAAACAGUGAUGAAUAUAAUAAUAUUGUAACUCCAUGUAUGCAUCAUGAAAAUAUAAAUGAAAAAGGAGAUAAUAUUGAUAUACAUUCUAUUCUUAGUUCUGAUAAAAAUGAAAACAAUAUAAAGGAGUUAAGCUACAUGAAUCUUAAAUUAAAUAAAGAAAAUUAUAAACUGUAUUUAAAAAAAGCAGAUAAUUUUUCAAACCCUGAAAACGUACGCAAUAUAAGUUUCCAUGAUAUUGAAUCGAAAAGUUUUUUAUAUUCCAACGACAAUAAUAUAAGCAAAAUGGCUCCUAAUAAAGCAAACAGUAUUGAAAAUGACAAAGCAAAUUCAGACAUUAUAAUUUUAGAUGUUUAUGAUGAAAUACGGUUAAACAAUACAAAUAUAGAAUACAAAAAUAAUGUAAAAGAAAAUAAAAAAAGGAAUAUAAGCAAUCAGGAAAAUGAUAAAAUUAGUCAAAAUAAUAUUCCAUUGAAUAAUAUUAAAAUUGAUAAUUUACACCAAAUAAAUAAAAUAAAUGAAUAUGAUUUGGGUGUAUGGCUUGACACCAGCACACAUGAAUGUCAUAAUUAUUAUAAUGCAGAUAAGAGCAAAGGGAAAAAUCCACGAAACUCAAAACAAUCGAAUAUAUUAAAUAUACCCAACAUAUCAAAUAAAGAACGUGAAAAUGAAAUAUCAAUUUUAAACAUUGAUUUAAAUAAAGUCCAUAAUACUGUACUUGACGGAUUAAUGAAUUUGUUUGGCCUUAAAAGUAAGAGAUUGCCAAGAAAAAUAUUAAUUAACGAAUUAACAAAAAUACAAAAGUAUUUAUGUGACGAAUAUAAUAAAUAUUUGAAUGAAAAUAAUUUAAUACCGAAUGAAGAUAUAUAUAUGAGUUCUAAUUGUGAAAACUUUUGUAAUGAUACAAACAAAUUUACAAAAGAAUGUGACAACAAACUUUUUUCUACCAAUUUUGAGAAAGAAUUUGUUAAAAAUGUGGGGACAAAUAUAGAGGAUAAUAAUGUAAAAACUGAAAGUUAUAUAAAAAUAGAAGAGCUAAUAAAUAAUGAUAAAAAUAAAUUUCAAAAUGAAUACAUAAAUAAUAUGAAAAAUAAAAUAAAAUUAAUGGAAAUGAAAGAAAUACAUGAAAGAAUAGAUGAAGCUAUAAAUGUGAAUGAAAAUAUAAAUAAUAUUAUACAAAACCAAAAAAAAAUUAAAUAUUCAAUAUUAAAAAAAUAUUUAAUUGAUUGCAAAUUAACAGUUACUAAAGAUACGCUUGUUGCUUACUGUAAAAACAGGAACAUAGAUAUUAUCUUUAAAAGGGCCGGGGAUACAAGCCCCACGUAG
Plasmodium berghei ANKA is the source of this 3555-nucleotide messenger RNA. Its product is annotated as conserved Plasmodium protein, unknown function. NCBI's taxonomy places the organism in Eukaryota, Apicomplexa, Aconoidasida, Haemosporida, Plasmodiidae. The record is from RefSeq and is a predicted model, not a curated record. Bases 1 to 3555 code for a protein of 1184 amino acids. The transcript has a single exon.